CCUCGAUUAAAUAUCUUAGAAGUCUUAAUAUCACUCAUGAAAUUACCAUCUAAGGCUAAAUUGGCUAAGGAUUGCUUCUUAGCUAUGUGUCAACAUAUAGCUCUUAGUUAUACUGAAGCUGAUUUAGAACUUGUAUUCAGUAAUAUCAUAACUCCUGAAGUGUUUGUAAGAAACUCCAUCUUAGAAGGUAUUGAUGCCGAAUUUGAUUUAACAGGUCAAUCCACUUUCUCUAGUGAGAUUUGGAUAGCUACAUUUGAUAAUGAUGAACAUUCUCGAGAAUUGGCGGUAACCAUUUGGGAUGAUAAUAACUUUCAAGUGGUUGAAGAUGCGACUACUCACCUUCUUCCAUUCUUUGGUAAUAAGAAUGCUGGAUUAAGAUUCUCUAUUGCUAGAGCCUUUGCAGCAGCUGUAGAAGUAUUAAUUCCUCAAGUUCCUACCAUUUUAGAAAGAGCUAUUGAACAAUUAAUUGAUUUAUAUCAUGUUAAAGAAAAUCCUCCACCUCCUAAAUUAGAUAGAUUUGGAUUACCUAUAAAGUCAACUAUGGAUAAUAAAGAUACUUGGGAAGAAAGAUCGACUAUUGCCUUAACUUUGGGAUUCUUAGCUCCAUUACUUUCAUCAAAAAACAUUGAAAGAGUAUUUGAAUUCUUAGUAUCAGAAAGAGCCUUGGGAGAUAAAGAACCUCUUGUCCGUCAAGAAUUACAAGAUUCUGGUAAGGAAAUCAUUAAUCUUCAUGGAAAGGAGAAUGUCGAAGUACUUAUUCCAAUCUUUGAAGUUAAUCUUGCUGCUAAAGAUGAAAGAUCCAAGACUCAAAAUAAUAUUAAAGAAAGUGUGAUUAUUCUUUAUGGAUCAUUAGCUAGACAUUUGGAUAUUAAAGAUGAUCGAUUGGAGAUUAUAGUCGAUAGAUUAUUAAAGACUUUAGAUACUCCAUCUAUUAGUGUUCAAUAUGCCAUUGCUGAAUGUAUAGCUCCAUUAGUUAAAUCGUUUGAAUCCAAAGUCCCUCAACAAUUGGAUUUACUUUUCACUAAACUCUUUGAAGGAAAGACAUUACCCAUCCGAAAGGGGGCUGCUUAUGGAAUUGCUGGUUUAGUUAAAGGUUAUGGUAUUAAAGCAUUGCGAACAUUUGAUAUUAUUCGGACCCUUUCUGAUGCAGCCGAUGAUAAGAAAGAUCCUCAUCGUCGUGAGGGAGUAUCUUAUGCAUUUGAAUGUUUCUCUCGAUGUCUUGGCCGAUUCUUUGAACCAUAUGUCAUUGAGAUCUUACCGAUACUUUUAAAAUCUCUUGGAGAUCCUGUACCUGAAGUUAGAGAUGCUACUAAUGAAGCUGCUAAACAAAUCAUGAAGACAACCACUUCAUUUGGAGUUAAGAAAUUAAUUCCCUUAGCCAUUUCUAAUCUUGAUGAGAUUGCUUGGAGAUCUAAGAAAGGAUCAGUUGAAUUAUUAGGAUCUAUGGCUUAUUUAGAUCCCACACAAUUAUCGGCCUCUUUAUCUACCAUUGUACCUGAAAUCGUGGGAGUUCUUAAUGAUACUCAUAAAGAAGUUCGUAAAGCUGGUGAACAAUCAUUAAAGAGAUUUGGUGAAGUCAUUAGAAAUCCGGAAAUUCAAGCCAUUGUUCCAGAUCUUAUUAAUGCUAUUGGAGAUCCAACUAAAUAUACUGAUGAUGCACUUGAUAAACUUAUUAAAACACAAUUUGUUCAUUAUAUUGAUGGACCUUCAUUAGCAUUAAUUAUUCAUGUAAUUCAUCGAGGAAUGAAGGAAAGACUGGCGGCCACUAAAAAGAAAGCUUGUCAAAUUGUUGGAAAUAUGUCUAUUCUUGUAGAUAGUAAAGAUCUUAAACCAUAUCUUACUGAAUUAGUUCAAGAAUUAGAAGUAUCUAUGGUUGAUCCUGUUCCUGCCACAAGAUCUACAGCAGCUCGAGCUUUAGGAUCUUUAGUAGAAAAAUUAGGGGAAGAUCAAUUCCCUGAUUUGAUCCCUCAUUUAUUAGAUACUUUACAAGAUGAAACUAAACUUGGAGAUCGUCUUGGAUCUGCUCAAGCACUUUCAGAAGUUAUAUCUGGUUUAGGUAUUAAUAAAUUAGAAGAAUUAUUACCAAUAAUUUUAAGUUCUGCUUCAUCUCCUCGGAAUCAUAUUCGUGCUGGAUUUAUGCCAUUAUUAUUAUUCUUACCAGUUUGUUUUGGUACUCAAUUCUCUCCUUAUUUAACUAAGAUUAUUCCUCCAAUCUUAAAUGGGUUAGCUGAUAUUGAUGAAGAUAUUAGAGAUACUGCUUUAAGAGCUGGAAGACUUAUAGUUAAGAAUUAUGCUAAGAAAGCCGUAGAUAUUCUUUUACCAGAAUUAGAAAAUGGAUUAUCCGAUUCUAAUUACAGAAUUAGACUUUCAUCUGUUGAACUUACCGGAGAUUUACUCUUCCAAAUCACAGGGAUUUCCGGUAAGAAUGAAUUAACUGAAGAACAAAAUGAAUUCUCGGGUGAAGUUAAUAGAAACUUACUUGAAGUAUUGGGACAAGAAAGACGGGAUAGAGUGUUAUCAUUAUUAUUUGUAUGUCGUUCUGAUGUGGCAGGUAUUGUUCGGAAUGCUUCAGUUGAUAUUUGGAAAGCUUUAGUGGCCAAUACUCCUAAGACAGUUAAGGAAGUAUUACCAACCUUAACUACCAUUAUUGUUAAGAAAUUAGCCUCUGAUGAUGAUGUUCAAAGAACCAUUGGAGCUCAAACUCUUGGAGAAAUGGUUAGAAGAGUAGGAGCCAAUGCUCUUGCACAAAUCUUACCAACUUUAGAAGAAACUUUAGCAUCUGGUGAUACUGAUUCUAAACAAGGUAUUUGUAUAGCCGUGACAGAAUUGAUUAAAUCAGCUCAACGAGAUGCUCUUGUAGAAUAUCAAGAUGAAUUCAUUACCAUUGUUCGUGAUUCACUUAUUGAUUCAUCUAAUGGAGUUAGAGAAGCAGCCGCUCGAGCUUUUGAAGCCUUACAAGAAGCCUUAGGUAAAGUGGUUAUUGAUGAAAUCAUUCCUCAUUUAUUAUCACUUCUUGAACGUCCAGAUUCUGAUUCUCAGAAUGCUUUAUUGGCUUUACAAGAUAUUAUGGAAACUAAAGCAGAUAUAGUAUUCCCUAUUUUAUUACCUUCUUUAUUAACUGCUCCUAUUGAUACUUUUAAAGCCAAUGCUCUUGCAUCUUUAGCAUCAGUAGCAGGUUCGGCCUUAUACAAACGAUUAUCCAUCAUUAUCAAUACUCUUGUUAAUGCCAUGGUCGAAUUUAUCGAUAAUGAAGCUAUUCCCGAAGCUUUUGAUAAGAUCUUAUUGGCCAUUGAUGAGGAAGAAGGGGUUCAUCCAUUAAUGCAACAAUUACUUUCAUUAGUUAAACAUGAAGAUGCAGCCAAGAGAGCCGUAGUUUAUGGACGUCUUGGUAAUUUCUUUACUAACACUACCAUUGAUUAUUCUAUCUACUUACAAGAUAUGGUAAGUCAAUUCAUCUUAUCAUUAGAUGAUAAGACUCCAGCAGUAGUUAAGGGAACUUUCGAUGCAUUAAGUGCGUUAGUUAAGAGUCAAUCAAAGGAAUCACUUGAAAAAUUAGUUAAACCUGCUCGUCAAGCCCUUGAAUUGACUGGAGUUAAAGGUGAACCAUUAGCUGCAUUUGCCUUACCAAAGGGUCCUAAUUGUAUCUUACCAAUUUUCCUUCAUGGAUUAAUGUAUGGAACUUCUGAUCAACGUGAAGCAUCGGCUUUAGCCAUUGCGGAUAUUAUUGAUAAGACACCUGCUGAUAAUUUGAAACCUUUUGCCACUACUAUGACUGGUCCAUUAAUUAGAGUUGUUGGUGAAAAGGUUCUGAGUGAUAUUAAGGCUGCUAUCUUAGUAGCACUUAAUAGUCUUUUAAUAAAGAUUCCUCAAUUCUUAAGACCUUUUAUCCCUCAACUUCAACGUACAUUUGUUAGAUCUUUAUCAGAUUCUGCUAAUGAGAAAUUACGUAGUCAAGCAGUUAAGGCUUUAAGUACAUUAAUUGAAUUCCAACCUCGAGUAGAUUCAUUAGUUACUGAACUUGUAAGUGGAGCCAAAAGUUCGGGAGAUUCUGGAGUUAAGACUUCAAUGUUAAAGGCCAUGUUGGAAGUAGUAGUUAAAGCCGGUAAGAAUAUGAAUGCUACAUCAAAGACAGCCAUUAUGACCCUUGUAGAAGAUGAAAUUACUAUUGUGGAUGAUAAAUCAGCUGUAUCUUAUGCUAAAUUAGUAGGAUCAUUAGCUAAGAUUCUUAAUCUUGAAGAAGCUAAACAUAUUCUUAAGAAUAAGAUCUUAGAUAAACCAAAUAAUACUAAUGAUAAAUUUAGUAUUCUUUCAGUUAAUUCCUUCUUAAGAUAUUCUCCAGAACAUAUUUUUAAUGCUGGAUUAUUAGAUGAGAUUGUCGAAUUUAUAGUGGCUAGUUCGAAUUCUAGUCAAAGUUAUAUUAGUGAUAAUGCCACUGUAGCUAUGGGGAAAUUAUUACUUUUACAUGAUGAAGUUGAAUCUCCAGUACUGAAGGCAGUUAGUGAUACUACUGAUUCAUUACCUAAAUUUACUAUUAGUGAUGAACAAGCACAAUUAUUAGUAACUCAAUUAGCCACCACCACUUUAUCUCCAUUAUCUAAUUCUACUGAUACGAGAAGAUUAUCACUUGUAGUAAUAAGAACAGUUGCCAGAUUCAAGUAUCAACAAUUCAUUAGUCCAUAUUUGGAUGUGUUAGUACCUUCAGUAUUCUCAUGUCUUCGAGAUCCAGUUAUCCCUAUCAAAUUAGCCGCAGAAAAGGCUUAUUUGGCAGUAUUUGAUUUAGUGGAUGAUUCAGAGCUGAAGGUAUUCAAUGGAUGGUUUGAAGGGAAACAAGAAUUUGUUACUGUUACUGGUACAUCUAUAGUUGCUAGAUCUAUUGGAGAUUAUACUAGAAGAGUGGCUAGUAGAUUAGCAGGAGUUGAAAGAGAAAGAAUAGUAGCAGGAGGAGAUGCUGAGACGAUGUUUAGUGAUAGGUAUGAAGAUGAAGCUGAAGUGUGGGCCAUUGGAGGAGUAUAGAUAUUAGAUAUUAGAUAGUAUUAGUAUAGUAUUAGUAUAGUAAUGUAUUAGUAUACCUUGUAU
Scheffersomyces amazonensis is the source of this 5076-nucleotide messenger RNA. It is a transcript of the gene GCN1, whose product is annotated as Gcn1p. Gene Ontology annotation, molecular function: protein kinase regulator activity; protein binding. The transcript has a single exon. The coding region runs from base 37 to 5013 and encodes 1658 amino acids. Gene Ontology annotation, biological process: cellular response to amino acid starvation; regulation of translation. Lineage: Eukaryota; Fungi; Ascomycota; Pichiomycetes; Serinales; Debaryomycetaceae. Gene Ontology annotation, cellular component: cytosol. The record is from RefSeq and is a predicted model, not a curated record.